Leptosia nina is the source of this 1299-nucleotide messenger RNA. The record is from the annotation of a GenBank genome assembly. NCBI's taxonomy places the organism in Eukaryota, Metazoa, Arthropoda, Insecta, Lepidoptera, Pieridae.
AUGUCAAUAUCUUCUUCCAUGUCAGAGGGCCCUGCGCUGCCCACAGGCGCUGAUAUCAUCGACCUGGACCGUUAUAUGAGAUCUUCUGUUAGGCCCUCAUUACCACGCUCAGGGAGAACCGAGCAUCUCGUAGUGGACGCAGGAGCUUUAGGUAGAAGACAGGUAUCUCCAAGCACUUGUAGCGGGCGUGGCAGCAGCUCAGAAGGACCUCGAAUUUCUCCCAUCCAAUACGCUCCUAUAAACACUGGACAGUACCCUCCACCACACAAAAGAUACUCGCAUGAUUCUGGAGUUUCAGACGGCAGUUUUGUAAGAAGGAAACAACGGAAUAGACGUGUUAACGAGGGUAACAGAGUGCGCGAAUCAUCACGUCACUCAGGGUCUUCAAUACGGGAGUUUCGAGCGGUGUGUGAACGAACACUAAAAGAACAACAACAACAGAUCGCGCGAGUAGCUCAAAUUUGCGAACGGCUGGCUACGGCGGAUCCUGAGCGAAAGAGACAUACAGCGGAUAUCAGAGAUGAGCGUGUAAAGCAUAGUACAGUGAGAGAAGAUAGAGCGAGACAACCUCCGAGCCAACAUGCUACUUCAGAACCAGCUGCUACUGGCAUUGCGAAACCGCCUGGCCAAGAUAAGGUACCUGGUUCUGGUGGAAGCAGUGACUCCAGUGAGCUGUCAUCGUCCAGCAGGACAACCAGUAGUAGACGUCGUAAGCGAAAAGACAAACAUUUGAACGAAUCGUGCAAGACUUAUAAGAUAAUAAUGCGAAAACUGGAGGAGUUGAGCCGAGUUUUCGCAGCACGUCGCCCCCCACCUCAGCCUUCUUCAAUGGUACGUGCGCUCUCGUCUGGGACCGUCUCUCUACGCGAUAAAUUGGUCGCAACUGAGCCCCACGAAAACGCAACGACCGUUCAAACUAUGUUGUGCAGCGGAAGUGCGGUGGCGGCAAGAACGCGCGAGAAACGUCUCGAGUUCUCGCAGGCUAAUAAACUGGAUAUUGCGCCGGCGCGUCCAAAUAACGUCCUCGUGCAUAGCAUAGUUGAAAGUGACUCGUCUGGAUGUUCUGUACGGAAGCUGAACCAGUGCGGCUUCGACCUUGAUGAUCCUGUGCACUUGUACGCACAAGCAAAAAGGUUAAACCCUCACAUGACCAGACCAGGCUGUUAUACGGUAACAGAAGAAAAUGCCACUCGGGAGAGGGGUCGAGUGGGAGGGCGCGUAUCCUUGUGCUCGCUCUGUCGUAGCUACUGGCGUUCGCUGUGGCGCUGCCUCCCAAGUUAUGUUGCAAAAGAUUGUUAG